GAUCAAGAAGUGCAUCCGUUUUGUUGCCAUUUCACAAUCAGGAGCAAGACGAUCCGUAUCUUAGUGUACCUACUUUCAUAAAAUUCUCCGAUAAACGACAAUAGUCGUUGGCCGUAGCGAUGAUUUUGGCUGGCUAUCUCACGAAGAGGAAUUAUUUCUACGAUUUUGAGCAGAUGUCAGCUCACUCUAUUCCCCUGUAUCUUUCAUAAACCAGCGAUCUUCUAACUGGGUAGAUGACUUUUUACGGUGUAGAAGAGUACUCAUCUCUCUUGGCGACAAAACAACCAUCGACAUUUCCCAAAUCACAUUUUCAUCGCUUGUGUCACUUCCAGAACAAGUUUUAGCUCCUCUUUUACUCCUGACCCUGAGUGAAUUUAUCGAUCUAUCCCCGCGACACCUUUGCCUAGUACUAUACUAUCCCACCGCGAAACUAAAGACCUGCGACUGGCAUCAAAAUGCAUUCCGGUCAAUACGACAAAGAUUGCACCACCUGGUCCCCGCAGGGCGACAUUCCGCAAAUCCGGCACGCAUGCGCGGCAGUGACAAACGGAACCGUUAUUGUCGGAUUGUGCAGCAACAAAUACGGCCUGCUUGCGGGCUUCAAAAAGAAGCAGCAGUCCGAGUUUUCUUCCUACGAUGAGAAACUCUUCAAGAUCGACGACCAUUGCGGCAUCGCGAUCGCCGGGCUGACGGCCGACGCAAGAGUCUUGGCGGAUUACAUGCGGUACUGUUGCUGUUGCAUCUGCUACUCCCUGUCCGCGUGAUCUUUUGCUCAAAAGAAACACUUUUAUUGAAACUACAGCUACGACAUUAUGCUGCUUCACGCUGAGAUCUGUAAGGAGUACUAAUGAGAAUAGAGACCUGCAUCUGUGGUCGAAGCAACCUACACCUAGAAUUAUUCAUAUCUUCAGAUCGGAAUGCUUGGAGCACAAAUACGUCUACGAUGGGCCGAUGAACGUGGGGAGGUUGGUUUCUCAGAUCGGGGACAAGGCACAAAUGAAAACGCUACAAGCCGGCAAGAGGCCAUACGGUGUGGGGCUUCUCAUCCAGGGAUACCAGGAGGACUUGAAAAAGGUACAGUUGGUGGUGGAACUAUCGAUUUAUUUUCCAACUUUUACUUCUGUGAAGUAGUCAUACUGAUACACUGCUGUAGGAUCCGUGGCUUGCCGCCCUCGCAAAACAGUAUACAGAUCCUGUUUUCCAUUCAUGUUGUUCUGCGGAAGAUGUAGGGGGUGUGCAAGAGUGUAUACUUAUGAUGGUGCAUGUCCUUGUACUUCUUGUUAGCGUGACGGAAGUGAAUCUGCAUUUGAUGAAAAUCACCUCGCAACAGGCGGCCAUCUACGAGACCUCCCCCUCUGGCGAUUUCUACGAGUACAAGGCUAUGGCGAUUGGCGGGCGGGCACAGCCCGCAAAAACGUACUUGGAGAAGCAUUUUGAGACCUUUCCCGAGGAGUCUCUGGAGAAACUGAUCGGGCACGCGGUAAAGGCCAUCCACGUAACGAUCGAGCAAGACACCGAAAUGACGACCAAGAACAUCGACGUGUCCAUCGUGGGCCCUGGUAUGGGCUGGAAACUUCUUUCCGAAGCAGAGCUGCAACCGUACGUAACGAAGUGCAACGACGGAGCUGCGCCGGCUGCCGCCGCGGGCGGCGACGCCAUGGACACGAGCGGGUAGAUGAAAAAGAACAGCACGUUUAAACAAGCACAAGCAGGAGGAGCUGGAGAUGUUGACUGUAAAGCGCCACACAAGAAUCGCUCCUCUUCUGCCUCCCGCUUUGCUACGCUGAGAAUGAUUUUUUCAAAACGAGAAAAAUCGGGUGCUCCUCUCUCCUCGUCCACUGAGCAUGUUGUAGCACUACGAACAUCCUUGAUGUUUUACGGAACGCAGUGCUGGUUUGAUCUCUGGCUAGAAGCAGGGCAAUAUGUUGACGAACCCAGGGCGGCAAUCGCUAGUGAGUAGUAUGAAGAAGAUCACAGUCACGACGCGGCUUAGUCGAUGAAGG
Molecule: messenger RNA, 2003 nt
Organism: Amoebophrya sp. A120
Lineage: Eukaryota; Dinophyceae; Syndiniales; Amoebophryaceae
Source: the annotation of a GenBank genome assembly